Molecule: messenger RNA, 2589 nt
Organism: Miscanthus lutarioriparius
Lineage: Eukaryota; Viridiplantae; Streptophyta; Magnoliopsida; Poales; Poaceae
Source: the annotation of a GenBank genome assembly
AUGGGGUCCCUGUUCCAGAAGACGGAUGCGGCGGUGACUCGGCUGCAGCAGUUGGAGUCCGUUCCGCCCCCUCCUCCUCCGCGCGGGCCACUUCCACCGCCGAACCCUACUCAUGGCGUGGUCACCACCUUCGACCUCAACCAUGCUCCGGGUACAUCGGCACGCGCCUCUGCGUCGCCCCCGUCUGAGCACGCCUACGGGCACUGCGAGCAGGGCGGCGGGAUCCUUAGACCCCGGCCGUCCAACUUCAUUCAGGGUAUGACUCAUGAUCCUCAUCCUCCCUUGCCUGAUACAUCUUGCGGACUUAAGGAUGUAGCGAAUAUAAAAUCUCCUUUGCCUAAGAUCGAGUUUCCCAAAUUUGACGGUGAUAAUCCUCGUUUGUGGCGAGAUCGGUGUGAGAUGUACUUCGACGUCUAUGCUGUGAGCGCGGCCAUGAAGACUCGGUUUGCUGCAUUGAAUUUUGUUGGCGCGGCUGCUCUUUGGCUUCAGUCUGUUGAGCGCAGGGGCAGGAUUACUGAUUGGGAGAAGUUCUAUCAGUUGGUUUUUCAGAAAUAUGACAGAGAUCAGUACAAGAACCAGUUACGUCAGUUGGAUUCUCUUCAACAGACUGGAACAGUUGCUGAAUAUCAGGCCAAAUUUGAGCAGCUUUCUCAUGGGAUUCUUCAGUACAAUGAAUCAUAUGAUGAUACAUAUUUUGUGACACGCUUUGUGGGGGGCCUCAAGGAGGAAAUCAGGGCUGCUAUUGCUUUACACAGGCCUCCAGAUGAACAGGAAAUUGAGAAUGCUAGAAGCAAGAUUCCUGGAAAAGGGGAUGCUAACUAUAAACCCUGGAAAGUGGAGGGUAAGACUUAUCAGAAGAGGUUGGACACCCCUACUGGUCCAAAACAGGGAGGUGACAAGCUUGAGUCAUUGAAAGAAUUCAGAAGAGCUAAUGGUCUAUGCUAUAAAUGUGGAGAGAAAUGGAACCACAAUCACAAAUGUCCACCACAGGUGCCAUUGCAUGUGUUAGAAGAGUUGUGGGAUACUAUGGAUCAGGUUUUUGAUAGCACUGAUCUAGAUGAGGUUACUCCCCAACCAACUGAGGUAGUGUUGGCCGUCAAUGUUGAUUCCCCACCAAGCUCAAGGAUAAUGAAAUUUUUGGCUCAGAUUGGUAAAACUCAGAUUCUUGUACUAGUUGACUCUAGAAGUGUUGGCACCUUUGUCAGUCAAACUCUGAUUGCUAAGCUCAAGUUACCAACUCUGACAUGCAAUCAAGUUCAGGACAAGGCUGCUGAUGGGGGGCUCAUGACUUGCACUCAGUAUAUCCCAGAAUUGCACUGGUAUACCCAGAAGCAGUCAUUUUGCUCUCAAGCUAAAGUGCUACCCCUACAAUGUUUUGACAUGAUUCUAGGGGAAGAUUGGCUAGAAGCAGUCAGUUCUAUGUGGGUAGAUUGGAGAUCCAAACUGAUGAGGUUUACUUACAAGGGCCAAAGGAUUGAGUUGCAAGGGUUGAAAGAUGAUACUUUUCAUUGUGCUGAAAUCAGUCCCAGGAGACUGCAAGGUUUAUUCAGACACCAAGCAGUUGUGCACUGCAUUCAGUUCCAGAUGAUACAAGAAACGGUGCCAGCAGAUCCUGAUUUCUCAGGAUUGCCUCAGCAUAUUGCUUCAUUGAUCAAGGAAUUCUCCCUUCUGUUUGAAGAACCCACAUCUCUACCUCCAAAAAGCUUACUGCACAUUACUGAGCAGAGGAUUACUUCAAAGUUGCAGCAUAAAGCACUUAUGAAGCUCAUGGAUCUCAACUUUACCUUACAUUACAAGAAAGGAGUGUCAAAUACAGCAGCUGACUCCUUGUCCAGGUGUUAUACCGAUUCAGCAGUGCAAGCUGUGUCUGCUUGUGUACCCUCUUGGCUUACAAAAUUGCAAGAAGGAUAUUUAGAUGAUCCUCAGGCUCAGCAAUUGCUGACAGAACUCAGUAUUUCUCCAGACUCUACUAAUGGGUAUUCUCUAGUUGAUGGGAUCAUCAGAUACAGAGUCCCAGACCUGGAAGAAUGGCUUAAACAGCGCCAGCUAUUGAACAAACUCAUACAACAACAAUUGUUGCGUGCCCAACAGAGAAUGAAGAAACAAGCUGACCGGAACAGGUCUGAUAGGGUGUUUGAACCUGGUGAAAUGGCAUAUCUGAAGCUCCAACCUCAUCUAAAGUCUUCGGUGGCUUAUAGAACCAAUCAUAAGCUGUCCUUUAAAUACUAUGGGCCUUUCAAGGUACUUCAAAGGGUUGGACCCACGGCAUACAAGCUGGAACUCCCACCUGAUUCUCGCAUUCAUCCAGUGGUACACGUAUCUCAACUGAAGAAGUGUAUUGGUCCGUUGCCGGAUGCUACACAGGACUUAUCUUCUAUCAGUACUGACCCAUUCAGUGAGAUACAGCCUCAACAGGUACUUGAUCGCCGCCUGCAGGCUAAGGGCGCAUCGGUGGUCGCUCAAGUUCAGGUGCAAUGGACUUCACUCCCAGCGCAGAUGGCGACCUGGAAGAGGCAGUGGAUCUUCAGCACCGUUAUCCAAGGGCACCAGCUUGGGGACAAGCUGUCUUUCGUGGGAGAGGCAAUGUAA